AUGAAUGGUACAGGAUUAGGACACCUCUUUCUCUCUCUCUGUGGGACCUUUCUACUGUGUCCUCUGGUGGUGAAAACUCAGAAUGACACAGAGCCCAUUGUACUCGAGGGGAAGUGUUUGGUGGUGUGUGACUCCACUCCAGCUGCAGAACCAGGAGGUAACGCACUGGGAAUGUCAGUUCGCUCUGGUACAGGGCGCAUUGCCUUUUCUGCCAUCCGCAACACUAAUCUUGAACCAUCUGAGAUGAGCAACCGGACAAUGACUAUUUACUUUGAUCAGGUCUUGGUAAACAUUGGCAGCCAUUUUGACCCUGCACGGAGCAUCUUCCUGGCACCUAGAAAAGGGGUGUACAGCUUCAGUUUCCAUGUGGUCAAAGUUUACAAUAGACAGACGAUACAGGUAAGCUUGGUGUUGAAUGGUUGGCCAGUGAUCUCAGCCUUUGCAGGGGAUCAGGAUGUGACACGUGAGGCAGCAACCAAUGCAGGACUGGUUACCAUGGAAAGAGGAGACAAGGCCUACCUCAAACUUGAGCGAGGAAACCUGAUGGGUGGCUGGAAGUAUUCGACUUUUUCUGGGUUUCUUGUUUUCCCUUUAUAG
This is a messenger RNA of Neoarius graeffei (lesser salmon catfish), 597 nucleotides long. RefSeq names its product cerebellin-1. NCBI's taxonomy places the organism in Eukaryota, Metazoa, Chordata, Actinopteri, Siluriformes, Ariidae. Gene Ontology annotation, cellular component: glutamatergic synapse; synaptic cleft. Bases 1 to 597 code for a protein of 198 amino acids. The record is from RefSeq and is a predicted model, not a curated record. Gene Ontology annotation, molecular function: protein binding. The transcript has 3 exons.